AUACACAGCUAUUUUGAAGAGAACAAGAGACAUUACAGUAGCCAUUGCUGAUUUUCCUGUUGUCUGAUUUUGAAGGCCUGUAAUACCUUCAUUCUUCUGUUUUGUUUUAUAUUAUUUUGUUUUUUAUGAAUUCAUUGUGUGUGAAGAUAUAGACAACUACUUAGAAGAAAAUAAGAGAUGUUAAUGAUAGCCACUAUUGAUCCCCUGAUGUCUUGCUUUGAAAUCCUGUGUCACUUACAUUGUUUUCUUCUGAUCUGCUUUGUUCUGUUUUGUUCUAUUUUGUUUUACCCUCUUUAAAAAAAAAAAAAGACAUACCACCAAAGUCAUCCAUUAGAUUUUAAGAGUGUAAUUCUCAGAAGAUUACCCUCAUUUUCUUCUUUUUGGCAGACACUUAUGCCACUGAACUAAAUCCCCGGCCUACCCUGAUUUUUUAAGUUCUUAAGCGUUAAUUUUGUUCCUCUCUGUUAAGAAAGAGUAGAUUUUUGCUUUUUAAAGUUUUAAUAAUCAGACAUUUGCAGUACCAUUGUGGCAGUCUUUUAAGCUGUAUAAGCUACAGAACCAAAGUGAAAGCACUUACUCCUAGCUUUUGACUGUGCAUCUGAAUCAGAUCGUAACUAUUUAUCUUUGUAAUUGUGGUUUCUUGAGCUAUUUUGAAUGAUGUAAAAGAUGAGUCUUAUUAGGCGUUUCCUCUUUUAAAAGGAUACUUGGUGUUUUAUUGUAAACAGUUUUCUCCAAGGAAACAUUUCUCUGAGGUCUCACCUCAUCAUCUCCUUAGAAAUGAAAACCUUUCUGAUGUACAGGUCCUUAGUUUAUUUUAUUAUUAAGCUGUUACUCAUGUGUGUUUGAUGUAACCCAUAUGUCUUAAUUUUACUUACAUGUUUUUAAAGUAUCCCCAGAGCUUCUAAAGUAACGUCAUUCUGAUUCAGUGUUUCCCUGACUACCAGAUACUUUUCUUCAGGUUACUCUCCACCCACUGGAGGAGUUGUGAGUGCUCACCCUUUCAUUGGUUCCCCGUGGCCACUGCUACAUGAGUAAAUGCCACAUGCAUGUGGCAUUGCUUGUCAGAGUGGAAUUCUAAGACUUCCUCUUUACACAGAACAGUUUAACUUCUGUGCUUCUGGCCAAAGGAUGGUCCUGGGUACAGUUCUACUCCCAGCUAAUAGUUAUGGCAGAGAUCAGGACGCGUUGCUUUGCUGCCCCUGCAGCGAGGCCUCAGGAUCCGCUCUCCUCGACUCGACAGAUCACUUUGCCAGCUGUGUGGAGGAUGGAUUUGAGGCAGACAAGACUGGAGGCAGUAGUCCAGAAGCUUUGCACCGCCCCUACGGUUGUGAUGCUGAAUCCCAGGCGCUGACUGAAGCCAUCAGGUGGAGCUCCAAGGAGAACUUACUUGGAGCCACUGAGAGUGACCCUAAUCUCUUUGUUGCACUUUAUGAUUUUGUAGCAAGUGGUGAUAAUACACUCAGCAUCACUAAAGGUGAAAAGCUUCGAGUCCUUGGUUACAACCAGAAUGGUGAGUGGAGUGAAGUUCGCUCUAAGAAUGGACAGGGUUGGGUGCCAAGCAACUACAUCACCCCAGUUAAUAGCCUGGAAAAACAUUCCUGGUACCAUGGACCAGUGUCCCGCAGCGCAGCAGAGUAUCUGCUCAGCAGCCUGAUCAAUGGCAGCUUCCUGGUGCGAGAAAGUGAGAGCAGCCCCGGGCAGCUGUCCAUCUCGCUCAGGUACGAGGGGCGCGUGUACCACUACAGGAUCAACACCACGGCAGAUGGCAAGGUGUAUGUGACUGCUGAGAGCCGCUUUAGCACCUUGGCAGAGCUUGUUCACCAUCAUUCCACAGUGGCUGAUGGGCUGGUGACAACAUUACACUACCCAGCACCCAAGUGCAAUAAACCAACAGUCUAUGGUGUGUCCCCCAUCCAUGACAAGUGGGAAAUGGAACGAACAGAUAUUACCAUGAAGCACAAACUUGGGGGCGGUCAGUAUGGAGAGGUUUAUGUUGGUGUCUGGAAAAAAUAUAGCCUUACAGUUGCUGUGAAAACAUUGAAGGAAGAUACUAUGGAAGUGGAGGAGUUCCUAAAAGAGGCUGCAGUGAUGAAAGAAAUCAAGCAUCCUAAUCUGGUCCAACUAUUAGGUGUGUGUACCUUGGAGCCACCGUUUUAUAUUGUGACUGAAUACAUGCCGUAUGGGAAUCUGCUUGAUUAUCUCCGCGAAUGCAACCGAGAAGAGGUGACCGCAGUUGUGCUGCUUUACAUGGCCACUCAGAUCUCGUCCGCAAUGGAGUAUUUAGAGAAGAAGAAUUUUAUUCAUAGAGAUCUUGCAGCCCGUAACUGCCUAGUUGGAGAAAACCAUGUGGUAAAAGUAGCUGACUUUGGCUUAAGUAGACUGAUGACUGGAGAUACCUACACUGCUCAUGCUGGAGCCAAAUUUCCCAUUAAAUGGACAGCACCAGAGAGUCUUGCCUAUAAUACCUUCUCAAUUAAAUCAGAUGUUUGGGCUUUUGGGGUACUGUUGUGGGAAAUUGCUACAUAUGGAAUGUCACCAUAUCCAGGUAUUGACCUGUCUCAGGUCUAUGAUCUGCUGGAAAAAGGAUAUCGAAUGGAACAACCUGAGGGAUGCCCCCCUAAAGUUUAUGAACUUAUGAGAGCAUGCUGGAAGUGGAGCCCUGCUGAAAGGCCCUCUUUUGCUGAAACCCAUCAAGCUUUUGAAACCAUGUUCCAUGACUCUAGCAUUUCUGAAGAAGUGGCUGAGGAACUUGGAAGGGCUGCCUCCUCCUCAUCUAUUGUUCCAUAUCUGCCCCGAUUACCUAUCCUUCCUUCCAAGACUCGGACGCUAAAAAAACAGGCAGAGAACAAGGAGAACAUUGAAGGCACACAAGAUGCCACAGAAAAUCCUGCGUCCAGUUCAGCACCAGGGUUCAUUAGGAGUGCACAGACCAGUGGGUCCCCUGCCCUGCCUCGAAAACAAAGAGAUAAAUCACCCAGCAGCCUCUUGGAAGAUGCUAAAGAGACCUGUUUCACCAGGGAUCGGAAAGGAGGCUUUUUCAGCUCCUUCAUGAAAAAGAGAAAUGCUCCCACACCCCCUAAGCGCAGCAGCUCCUUCCGAGAAAUGGAGAAUCAGCCUCAUAAGAAAUAUGAACUCACGGGUAACUUCUCAUCUGUUGCUUCUCUACAGCAUGCUGAUGGGUUCUCUUUCACUCCUCCCCAGCAAGAAGCGAAUCUGGUGCCACCCAAGUGCUGUGGGGGGAGCUUUGCCCAGAGGAAUCUCUGUAAUGAUGACAGUGGUGGGGGUGGGGGCAGUGGCACUGCUGGGGGUGGGUGGUCUGGCAUCACAGGCUUCUUUACACCUCGCUUAAUCAAAAAGACACUGGGCUUACGAGCAGGGAAACCCACAGCCAGUGAUGACACUUCCAAGCCUUUUCCAAGGUCAAACUCUACAUCUUCCAUGUCCUCAGGGCUUCCAGAGCAGGAUAGGAUGGCAAUGACCCUUCCCAGGAACUGCCAGAGGUCCAAACUCCAGCUGGAAAGGACAGUGUCCACCUCUUCUCAGCCAGAAGAGAAUGUGGACAGGGCCAAUGACAUGCUUCCAAAAAAAUCAGAGGAAGGUGCUGCUCCAACCAGGGAGAGACCAAAAGCCAAACUGUUGCCCAGAGGAGCCACACCUCUUCCUCUGAGAACCCCCUCUGGGGACCCAGCCAUUACCGAGAAGGACUCUUCAGGGGUGGGGGUGGCUGGAGUGGCAGCUGCCCCUAAAGGCAAGGAGAGGAAUGGAGGGGCACGACUUGGGAUGGCUGGAGUCCCAGAGGACGGAGAGCAGCCAGGUUGGUCUUCUCCAGCCAAGGCUGCAGCCGUCCUCCCUACCACCCACAACCACAAAGUGCCAGUCCUCAUCUCACCCACCCUGAAACAUACCCCGGCCGACGUGCAGCUCAUCGGCACAGACUCUCAGGGCAAUAAAUUCAAGCUCUUAUCUGAGCACCAGGGCACAUCCUCUGGAGACAAGGACCGACCCCGACGCGUGAAACCAAAGUGUGCCCCACCCCCACCACCAGUGAUGAGACUACUGCAGCAUUCAUCAGUGUGCUCAGAUGCCGCAGAAGAGCCUCCUUCAGGACAGCCCAUGUCAGAAACACAGGAAGGAGGGAAGAAGGCAGCUCUGGGGGCAGUGUCUGUAGGUGGGAAAACUGGGAGACCAGUGAUGCCUCCGCCUCAAGUGCCUCUGCCCACAUCUUCCAUCUCGCCAGCCAAAAUGGCCAAUGGCACAGCAGGUACUAAAGUGGCUCUGAGAAAAACCAAACAGGCAGCUGAGAAAAUCUCAGCAGACAAAAUCAGCAAAGAGGCUCUUCUAGAAUGUGCUGACCUGCUGUCCAGUGCAAUCACAGAACCCGUGCCCAAUAGCCAGCUGGUCGACACUGGGCACCAGCUGCUUGACUACUGCUCAGGCUACGUGGACUGCAUCCCGCAGACGCGCAACAAGUUCGCCUUCCGCGAGGCCGUGAGCAAACUGGAGCUCAGCUUGCAGGAGCUGCAGGUGUCUUCGGCAGCUGCUGGAGUGCCCGGGGCCAACCCUGUCCUUAACAACUUACUGUCUUGUGUACAGGAAAUCAGUGAUGUGGUGCAGAGGUAGCCACUGUCCGCUCUAGUGGGAAGAUGACACAUUUCUGAGGGGAGAGAGAAAGGGACUUGUUUUCCUGUGUUCUUGUUUUCAAAUUGAAAGACUGAUACUUGAGUGUGUUUAUGUGAAGUACCUCAGAUCCCUGAGUUCUCACGUUUACAGGUUCAUCUCAAAAAAACAAAAGCAAAUCACAUGAAGGAAGUGUCAAUUGGGUCCGGGCAAAGUUGGAAACUGCACUGGAAAAACAGGGAGUGCGUUUGUUUCAUUAGGAAAUGCAGCCCACCCCCACCUGGAACCUUGUGAGGUGCUAGACUGGGCUGCUUGUUGUCAUUCUGCAGCGCAGAAGAGGGCCUUGUCCUGGGGCUCUGGGGAAUACAAGAGUGAGUGUGCUCCCAGGCGCCUAGCAGAUUUGGUGGGGCUGAAGAAAGGAAGCUGGGAUAUAGCAGGAGGUUUGUUAGGCUUUUGGAAGCCGCUUCUUGCCUUGCUUCCAUGAGUCAUUACUGUUGUAAGAACUGCAAGUCAGAUUGCUAGACUAUGAAAUGGAAAUACGGCCCUGUGUUUAUCAUAGUGGAUUAGUUGGUGUGAGAAGUAAAGAAUGCUGGGAUGUUUAAUCAGGGAGAUCAAAACCUCUUUUUAAAAUCUUAUAUUGAUGAGCAGUCAUUUCUCCCAGUCUAAUAUAUUCUUUCUUAAUGGACCAGUAUUGAUUUUCUGCUUAUUGGUAGCUAUCUGUAAACCAUAGGUACAGGGGUCUCCUCAGUGGUUCCCUGUCACUUGCUGGGCAAGCUAUCUUCUUUUAUUUCUGGCAGCAUUCAGGGCAUUAAUCAACAUUGAUUUUGAAAGUGGUCACUACAAGUUCUUGCAGGGAGGUCUUUUCUGACACAAUGCCCCUGCAUCCUGCAUUGCAAAGCACUGUAUCAACUAACAUACAGUACUAAGUUGUCGGUUUCUUCUUGAAACUGUAUAGCCAGGUCCAGACGCUUACGACUGAGAGAAGUUGGCUGUUCUUUUCUUCUCCUUUAACAUCUUAAGCCCAAGGUGGGUAGAUAGUUGUGGAAGGCGUUUUCUCUCCCUGUGAGCUUGGAUUACCUGCUCACUAUUCUCACAUGCUUUUGUCCUCUCAAAUUUCUGUUCCCAUGCCCAUCAUGUUUGUUUGUAUAGUUCAUAUUGGGGAUAUUCUUUAUUUAUUUUAUUAUUUCAUCUCUAUUCUAAGAGUUCAUAAUUUAAGUAGAUCGUUUUCAGGGAGAACUGGUUAGAUCCUGAAAAUCUAAUGACUUAACCCAUAUUUUUUGCCCUUGAAAAAUAGUUUUCCCUUUCCUACUCAGUUAUAAUUAUGGAAGCUAUUUAGGAAGGAACUGAUUUGAAUAGGUUAUAUAUUACUGAUGUUCUUGGUGUUGUAUCUAAUUUUAGUUACUUCGUUCUUUUUUAAAGCUUUAUAAUACCCACACACACACACUCCCUAAAGAUAACCCAAUGAAAGUGUUUCUCCUCCCAGAGAAAUGUUAUCAUAGGAAGAUAGGGACUCAGCACUGAGCACUGAGUUUUCUCCAUGGCUCUGUCAUCGUUCCACUGUGAAGACACAGCCCCGUCUCUUAAUCUGUUGAAUGAAAAUAGCAGUACGUGUUCUCAAGGGUGUUUUGCAGAUAAAUGUAUUCACUACCCUGUUGAGAGCUUUUGAAAAAAAGCUCUUUAGUGCAGUAUUGUUACAUUUAAUUGUUUAUCAUUCUCUUCUUUGCUGUGUAAUAGAAGAAACUAGUGAAGUUUGGAACUGCUGAGCUUAUAUUAAUCUGGCUAGAAUACUAAAGAGGAGCUGGGCAUGAUGGUGCAUGCCUGUAAUCCCAGCAUUUGGGAGGCUGAGGAGAGAGAUCAUAUGAGUUGGGAGGCCAGCAUGGGCUAUGUAAGUGAGCUCCCUGUCUCCAAAACACCUAAAAAAAUAAAGGAGAAACUAUGUUUGGAUAGAGUUUGAAAACUGUAUUUGGGUAUCUUUGACCAAGGAAGAAAUUGUUUUCAUUAAAAAGAAAGGAAACUUUGAUUCUUCUUAUUGUUGCUGCUUCAAAGGAGGCCCAGGUAAGAAAAAGAUUAGAAGGGAGGUGACCACUGGGCACACGGCGGGUGUCAGGUGAUCCUGUCAGUGUGCACCUGCAGCUGCAGAGCGGGCCGCUGGUGACCAGUUAAUCUCCAACAGCCCUCCGUACCUCCUUCCUUACCAUACCCCUUCAUCACACCAUUAACUUGAACUGCUUUUAACAGUCUUUUAAAAGUGGGGAGGGGAAAGCUGAAAUUUUAGAGAAUUUUUAUGCUGCUUUUUAAGUUUAUCCUUGUCAUUGUGGGUGCAUAGGGAUUAUAAUUGUUUCCAGGGGAUUUUUUUUUAAGCAGGGGCUCUGGGGUUUUUUUUGGGGGGGGGGUUUCUAAGAGUUCCGAAAAUAAGCCUUGGGGAAACACUACUGAGUGUAUUUCAGCUCCCUGGUUUUCACUCCGAAGAACAGUCUUAAAGGUGGUGGGCAGGGGCUCUGUCUUACUCAGGGGUGGCACCUAGUUCUGUCCUACAUACAGUGGGUGCUCAAUAAAUUCUUGAAUUGAGUUUUCUGAACACUGUCAUGAGUAAUACUAAGUAUUGUAGCACACUCCAUCCACAUGAUGCUUGAACCAUGUAACUUCAGGGGUUGAGAGUUUAGAGUUCAGGUUAAAGAGACACUGUCGGGCUGGGGAUUUAGCUCAGUGGCAUGAGUGCCUGCCUGGCAAGCACGAGGUCGUGAGUUCGAUCCCCAGUACCGCUAAAAAAAAAAAAGAGACACUGUCAACUUGCUAUAAAAUUGUAAUUUAGAUUUUCCUUUUUUCUAUUUGAAAAGGACUAACUUUGAAAAAAAACUUUAUUAAAAGAAAAGGUUUAAAUCUAAAAGAGAAAACUUCUAGAAACUUAUAUUCAGUCUGAAAGCAGAAAGCAAGGAUAAAGAAUUUUGUACAAGAUGUUGACAAAUUUCUAAAGUGGAGAUACACACACAUACUCACACACACACACACACACACAUAUGUCACAGCCUGAGUUUUUUCAUGUAUAGGUAGUGGGAUUACAGUUUAGAUUUCCUACCUUAAAACAAGGUUUCAUGUUGAAUACAUCUUGAUUAUACUUUAUUCAAAGUAUUCUCUUAAAAGAGUACAUAAAAUUAAAAUAGUCUUUUUCCUGUAUACCCCAAUCAUGACUUUCAGAGAUUUAGCCUUAAAAGACUCUCUUUAAAGAUUUGUUUUGCACGUGUUCUUAUAGUGCAUUGAACUCAGUACCAAGCUGUCAGGUCUGUUAUGCAAAAUUGUAGUCGCUGUUUUUCUAGAUAACCUCUAUGUGUGGUGGAGACCCUUUCUGGCACUAAAGGAGGCUGAGGCAGGAGAAUUGCAAAUUAGAACCCACCCUGGGCAACUUAAUGAUUUAUUAAGACCCUGUCUCAAAGUAAAGGGAUGGGGAUAUUGCUCAGUUCAAAGGUUCUGGGUUCAUUUCCCUAUACUGUAAAAAAAUAAUAACAGUUUAAAUUAGGAAUUUUCUUACAAUUGAAAAGUGGCUAGUAAAAUAGUUCUCAGUUAAUAAAAUGUCCUGACUUUGCUAUGGCAUAACCUAUAUUUAUUUAUCUAAAGUCACAGAGCUUUUGAGUUUAAAGGCUGCAGUUCAGAUACUGGUCUGGAGUUCAGGCUUUAUAGUCUGUCUAGGAGGCAACUUUUUUUUUUUUAAACUUGCUUGAGCCUCAGUUUCCACAUUUUAUCACAGAGAUAAAUAUUCACUACCUCAGGGUUGUUACAAGGAUUAAAUGAAAUAAAAGUUUGUAAGAUUCUUAGCUCAAGUGCCUAGCACACAAUGAGCACUCCAUAAAUGUUAACUAUUAUUUAUACCUAAUCCAGGAAGUACAGUGGGAUCUCCUAAGGUUCUUAAAGGAAAAUUGAUGAAGUAUCCCCACUCUAGAUCAGAAUUAGUAGUGGGAUGAAGUCUUAGCCAGUGUGUUUCCAAGAGUCUCUCCAAGUGUUUUAGAAAGCUCACAUUGUCUUAAAAAUACGAUUAUGAAAGUACAGGAGAAGAUGACUAAGUUACUUACCCAUUGUCUCAGAAGAGUCUAUUAGUGAUUGAGCUGAGGUUAGAAUUCAGGUCUCCUGACUCCUAGUGAAGGGAUCUUUCCACUGUACUGCUGCUUUGUGAAACUUGGCUAAACAAGUGGCUCAGAUAGACAAUCAGUCUGCAGUCUGCACACUUGCCAAAGCACACACUCCCAGCACACUAACCUUAAGGCACUCGGAUGUUUAAUAAUGGCAACAUUAGCAAAAUAAGCAUUUAGGACAAUGCAGUCAUUUAAAAAAUUAUAUGGCAUUAUUCUUUUGAACUGACUUCAGCAACACAGUCUUGCACUUUGUAGUAAAGGAAUACCAACUCCCAAUUUUAAAAAGAAAAACCAAUCCUACAUUCCUUUUUCUUAAAAUAUAGUUCAGUAUCACUUUAGUGACUGUGAGAUAAUUACAUGAAAGCACUUUGAGAGAGUAUCUAAUAUAACUAUAAAGUUGUAUUAUGAAUGUCUGUGUAGAACAUAAAACAUUUGAUUAGAUGAUGAUUGACCUAAAGGUUUUGUACCUGUGGGGGACCUGAAACCACAGAGUCACCUCUGUAAUUUUAUCACAUUUAUAAAUAUGAAACUCUAGUAUUGUGCUAAAGUUGUUCACAGCUGAAUAACUUCAGAAAAGUGGGGACCAAUUUUUUGGUUUAAUGCUAAUCUUUAAAAAAACAGUAAAGUGUGUUCAUUUCAGAAUACAGAAGCUCUUCAAGGACCUUGACUCAAGAAAGAUGAGGCCCUCUUACUCUUGAACACUUCUCCCUACGUGGUCAGCCCUUCAUGUCCUAACUCUAAAUGUGGUGGAGGCAGACUUGUUACCUGUCGGUGUUGACAGUGUCUGUUUCAACUUACAUCCUGCGAGGUUUUGUGAGGCGUUGGGAGAGGAGAUAGGAAGAGGGAUGAGUGGACGUAGAACCAGUGCACUUGGAUUUUUGCUUUUCUAGGAUUUCCUACUAGUUAUAAAUGGCAUUGACAUUUAUCAUCAAUGCUAAUUUUAUUCUAAGAUGAGUAGCCAAACAAUUCACAUAAUAGAUUAUGAAAUACUCAAGAAUAAACAACAGUGGUGUUUGCUUUUGAGUUAGAGCCACACCUCAUCCUGAUCUCUUACUUUUUUCCAUUUUUGCUACUAAUGUCAUUAUCAAACUAUGCCCACAACAGGAAUUCAUGUUGGACUGAGAGGGUUAUCAGUAUUUUUGUUUGACAAUUUUGGGGUUUCAUCAUCUUGCUUGCAUUAACUUAUGUCACCUAGCUCUGGGGUCUAGCUCUACCCAAAGCAUAUAGUGACCAGUCCUUCUUGUGCAGGUAAAUCUCUGGGCUUAAGUUUCUUGUUGUUUAUUGAUAAGACUGCCACUGUCUGUAUCUCUGCCUUAGCUUCUGCCAAACCAGUAGUUUAGCACCUUGGAGUAUUCCUGCUUCAGUUUGGAAUUUGUGACCAACUCCAAAGGAGCCUCUGCCUUGCUGACGGACUUGACAUAGGCAAUCCAAGGGCACCUGUACCUUCCAUGUGACAGGUGGGGAAACUGCUGCUAGCUAUAGCCUCACCAGUCAAGAGAUGAGGCCUUGGGCUGGCUUAAAAUCUGUUCUUCACAGCCAGGGUGUCUUCAUCUUUGGGAUGAGUUCCAUUUUCCCAGUUAUUAGACUUUAAAAAAUGUAAUGCAAGACUGGCUUUUGGGGGCUCGGGGGAGUCAGUCAGUAGUGCCUGGAGUAACAGUUACCUGCCCUAUUUAGCACAAUUACAGUUGCCAAACCUCACUGCCAUUCACUCUGCACCUCUGUACCUAAGGAAGCAUGAUGUCAGACUACAGAGCAGGCUGCUGCAGGACAGUUACCCAGGCAGGACUCACUCCACCUUGUCUUUGGUAAGUCUUAUAGUGUCCAGACAGAUGGGUUUCUGUUCUGGGGCUGCUGUUCUCUGUGCCCCCCGACCUGUGGUGCAUGGUCUGUCUUAAGUAUUCAACAUGAGAGUUCAGUUUCUGACUUAUUAUCUUAGAUCCAAAGGCCAGGGAUUUAGAAAAGGUUCUUCCCUUUGUGAUCAGGGUAAGAAGUUUUUCUGCUUCUCCUGGGGUAAGGAGGCCUACAGCGAAUUAGCUUGAUUCCAAGCUGACUUGGGGUGACAGAGGUUACCUGCAGAGAUUUGUGCCUUCAAAGAUGGGGUCCUACGUCCUGCAAAGGAAAAGUCUUGUUUGCUGAGUUGAUUGUGCGUAAGCGUUGAUUUAGGUCUGGUAGAAAUGCGCUUCAGACGGUCUCGGCCUGUGUGAGUGACUCCUCCACUUGUGUGUUCUCCUUUACACACAGUGCUGACCCUGCAGAUAACCUCCUGCUGCACUUUUGUCCAUCCCAUUUGGAGAACUGAGGAAAGGCUGCUGUCACUGGUUCCUUCCCUCCUUCCAAAUGCACUUCUUUGCUCCUAUGUACAACUAUAAAUUUGGAAUUGUGUACCUGUCCUAUAAAAAUUGUGUGUUUUAGCUUCCCCAUUGCUGAGCAACCUGAAUACAAUAGCAGAGUCCUGUUAACUUGGCCAGAGGUAACAUGUCCUAUGCAGAUCUGUAGACCACCUAAAUGACAGGUGGAUGAUAACCAACUGAGUUGAAAGAUGAGGCACAACUUUGUCCUCAGCCCAUACCCCAUUCAAGGCAGAAUUAUGAUACUAAAACCUCCCAUGAGAUUCUGUGCUCAUCAUUGUACUUGCAAGGGCAAGUUUUAGGGUCCUGCGUAUCACUCUGAGCUGCUGAGCUGUGCACAAGUCAGGCUGGUAACCUUUCAGACAUGGUGAGGGCAAGUUCAGAUGCUAGCAAGCUUUGCAUAGGGAGUACUCAGAGUUGUGUUCUUGAAAUUUGACUAGAUUUGCUUCUGAGCUUCCAAACAAGAAUUUUAAAACAUUUUCAUAUCUUAAAAUUUAGAUGGAGAUUUGGACUUGGGGUUAACAAAAUUUUCAUGUAUCUCGGUACCCUGUUUCUGCCCCUAUAACAAUAAAAAAAAAAAGAGGUAGGCCAAAUGAAUUUAUUCUUGAUUUAGAAGAUAACUGUAGUGCUUUAGAGCUAUCAAUUAACAACUCCCAAAUAAUGCUUGAUUUCAUUUCUAAGAGCCUCACAUAUUGUGAGUGGCAGGAGUGCCAGGAGACAGAGCUGCUUCUGAUAGAUGAAGGUCAAAUAAGACAUCUUGCUUGCUUGCUUGCUUUUGUUUUUGAGACAGAGUUUCCCUGUGCAGUUCAGGCUGUCCUUGAACUCACUUUGCAGCCAAGGCUGCUUCAAACUCAUAGUGAAUCUUUUCCUCAGGCUCCCAAGUGCUGUCAUUACAGCCGUGCACCACCAUGCCUGCCCCUUUUUUCCAUUUUGACAGCUGGUUUUCACUGUAGCCAUUUCGACUCCAUUAUGAAAAGAAUUUUUGGUCUGGAGAAAUUACCUUGAUUAGCCAGAGAAAUCAGUAUUCAAAAAAAAACAAUAAGGGACUCACCUUACAGUUCUUUGGUACAUAUGUUUGAAAACCCUUUAGUGAAAUAAAAAACCAUCACAUCUCAUAUCUCCAGGGAGGGUAUACAUUUAUGUAAGUGCACAUCUUUUCUUAACUGGGAAUGAGUGAAAGAGUAAAUCACGUCUCUCCUUGUGGACAGCAGCAGUGGCAUGACUGGCAUGCGGACUAACAGAGCUGUUAAUGCGUGUGUAACCCCCGCUCCCUUGGAGACCCCACACUUUGCCUUCCUUGCAAUCUGAUUGUGUAAUGACUAUCAAUGGAGAAACCCCAGUUUUGCGCUUGCUCCGUAAAAGUAGGUUUGACGCUUCUGAUGAAUAACAGAACUUUGUCCUAAAACAUGCUAAUUCAAAUUCUUAAAAGCUCAUUUAAUGUUUAUACCAAAGGUCAUGCUCUGCAGGUGUUUGUGGUGCAGAGGGUGAGGUCUGGAGUGGUGGGCACUGUGUGCAUUGCUAGGGGGACACAGUACACAGUGAGACAAGAAGGGAUUUGACUGCGUCAAUCAUGGGUCACACUACCAGUGUUGUCAGAUAUCUGUCCUUAAUCGUUAUUGUAAUAUAUUUUCAGUUGUUUGUUUUCUAAUUUAAUUCUCUUACUCUGUUGUCUGACUGUGAACUGCUAACAGUGUUAAACUUGAUGUAAAUAAAUGAUGCCCUUGAAAGGGACUGCUCUCUGCCUGUUGUCUCACAAGGUUUGCAAAUUGUGUUUUGUUUUAAAUAAAGGUUGCAAUAUUUUAUUGAUGCAA
Cavia porcellus (domestic guinea pig) is the source of this 12900-nucleotide messenger RNA. It is a transcript of the gene Abl2, whose product is annotated as ABL proto-oncogene 2, non-receptor tyrosine kinase. The coding region runs from base 1036 to 4620 and encodes 1194 amino acids. Gene Ontology annotation, biological process: regulation of apoptotic process; protein phosphorylation. Gene Ontology annotation, molecular function: ATP binding; non-membrane spanning protein tyrosine kinase activity; protein binding. The transcript has 12 exons. Lineage: Eukaryota; Metazoa; Chordata; Mammalia; Rodentia; Caviidae. The record is from RefSeq and is a predicted model, not a curated record.